AUGUACGGUCGUGACCCAUGGGGUGGUCCCCUUGAGAUCAAUGCAGCGGACUCGACCACUGACGACGAUCGCAGUCGAAAUCUUCAGGACCUAGACCGGUCGACUCUUCCUCGUCCCCUCGACGAGACGCAACAGAGCUGGCUACUCGGACCGACCGAGCACAAGAAGAAAAAGUACGUCGAUCUUGGUUGUGUAUUACUCAGCCGCAAAAUCUUUCUCUGGUCACUCGGAACAAUUCUACUAACAGCUUCUCUCGCUGGAUUCGUUACUCUCAUCGUCAAAACUCUCCCACGUCACCACUUUAAGCAGCCACCACCCGAUACUUGCACCAUCGCUCUCCACAAGGCUCUCAACUUCUUCAAUGCUCAACAAUCUGGGAAGCUACCAAUGCAUAAUCAUGUACCAUGGAGGGGUGAUUCUUGUCUUGAAGAUGGAAACUUUCCAGGGAGCUCUUACAAAGAUUUGGUUGGAGGCUAUUACGAUGCUGGAGAUGCUAUCAAAUUCAACUUCCCCAUGUCUUUUGCAAUGACCAUGUUGAGCUGGAGUGUUAUUGAAUACAGUGCAAAGUACGAAGCUGCGGGCGAGCUCAACCAUGUUAAGCAACUCAUCAAAUGGGGAACUGACUAUUUUCUCAAGACUUUUAAUUCUAGUGCUGAUACUAUCUAUCAAAUGGUCACACAGGUCGGAUCUGGGAAUACCGAUGGACCAAGUGUAGUACCUAAUGACCAUUACUGCUGGAUGCGUCCUGAGGAUAUUGAUUACCGAAGACCUGUUUCUAUAUGUUAUAGUAGCUGCUCCGAUCUUGCUGCGGAGAUGGCAGCCGCUUUGGCUUCUGCAUCCAUUGUAUUCAAGGACGACAAAGUAUAUUCGCGAAAGCUUAUUCACGGUGCUAAGACGCUCCAUGAGUUUGCAAAGUCUAGCAAAGGUAGAUACAGUCCAAAUUCACAAGAGUCUAGCAAAUUUUAUAACUCAACCAUGUAUUGGGAUGAGCUUAUAUGGGGUGGUGCUUGGAUGUAUUUUGCUACUGGAAACGUAACCUAUCUUGAUCGAGUUACCAGUCACGCUUUGGCCAAAAAUGCUGGUGCCUUCUCGGGUGGCCCUUAUUAUGGCGUAUUUAGCUGGGACAACAAGCUUGCUGGGGCUCAGGUGUUGUUGAGCCGGUUGAGACUGUUUCUUAGCCCUGGAUAUCCAUAUGAAGACAUGUUGAGCAACUUUCAUAAUCAAACCAACAUAGUUAUGUGUUCCUUCUUACCUUAUUUCAACAAGUUUAACAGAACCAAAGGAGGUUUGAUCCAGCUGAAUCAUGGAGAUCCACAACCUCUUCAGUAUGUUGUAAAUGCGGCUUUCUUAGCGGCGUUGUACAGUGACUAUCUUGAUGCUGCUGAUACUCCCGGAUGGUAUUGUGGYCCUAAUUUCUAUUCUACUGAUGUCUUACGGGACUUUUCAAGAUCGCAGAUUGAUUACAUACUUGGUAAAAACCCUCGGAAGAUGAGUUAUGUUGUAGGUUUUGGGGAACGAUACCCGAAACACGUACAUCACAGAGGAGCUUCAAUUCCGAAGAACAAGAAGAAACAAAGUUGCAAAGGAGGAUGGAAAUGGAGAGAGAGCAAAAAGCAAAAUCCAAACACGAUUGAAGGAGCAAUGGUUGCUGGACCCGACAAGCAUGACGGAUUCCACGACGUGCGUACAAACUACAACUACACAGAGCCAACUCUAGCGGGCAAUGCGGGUCUGGUUGCCGCUCUGGUAGCGUUAUCAAGACCGAAAUCGUUCGGGACCAUUGAUAAAAACACUAUAUUCUCCGCCGUACCUCCCUUGUUCCCAGCCACACCACCGCCUCCAGCACCUUGGACACCUUAA
Arabis nemorensis is the source of this 1860-nucleotide messenger RNA. The record is from the annotation of a GenBank genome assembly. NCBI's taxonomy places the organism in Eukaryota, Viridiplantae, Streptophyta, Magnoliopsida, Brassicales, Brassicaceae.